This is a messenger RNA of Rhizoctonia solani, 3753 nucleotides long. Its product is annotated as Retrotransposable element Tf2 protein. The transcript has 7 exons. Gene Ontology annotation, molecular function: nucleic acid binding. Lineage: Eukaryota; Fungi; Basidiomycota; Agaricomycetes; Cantharellales; Ceratobasidiaceae. The record is from RefSeq and is a predicted model, not a curated record. Gene Ontology annotation, biological process: DNA integration. Bases 1 to 3753 code for a protein of 1250 amino acids.
AUGGCAAACAAGUCCGCAACCCUAUCCGCUUCAAGGCCUGGUAUUGAUUGGACCACAAUGAAAGUCCCACUUUGCCUGGAUACAGAAGUACAAACUGGCAGCAUCAAUGCUGAGCCACAGAACCUGCCUGUUGAGUUUCAGAAAUUCCACAAGGUGUUUAGUGAAGAGUUCUUUACCACACUACCAAAACAUUGCCCAUAUGACAUUGCUAUUGACCUGGAAGAGGACAAACAGCCUCCCUAUGGCCCUAUCUAUUCUAUGAGCCCUGCAGAAAGUGAAGCACUCAAAGAACACAUGGACUCAGAACUUGCAGCUGGAAAGAUUGUGCUAACCACCUCACCAGUAGGAGAUCCAGUGAUGUUUGUAAAAAGGGCUGAUGGCAGGCUUUGCUUAGUGCAGGAUUAUUGCUGGUUGAAUGCCAUCACAAUCAAGGACAGAUAUGCACUACCAAGACAGGACAAACUAAUUGAGAAGCUGUGCCAUGCUAGGAUCUUCACAAAGCUAGAUUUGAGGAAUGGAUAUCACAACAUCAGAAUCAAAGAAGGAGAUGAAUGGAAGGCUGCAUUUUGCACUGCCCUUGGUCACUUUGCUCCCACAGUCAUGCAAUUUGGCCUUAGCAACGCCCCAGCUGUGUUUAUGCGCUUCAUGAACAACAUAUUCUGUGAUUUACUUGACAUCUCUGUGGUUGUGUAUUUGGAUGACAUCUUGAUCUUCUCAAACUCAAGAGAAGAGCAUGUGGAACAUGUCAAGGAAGUCUUAUCUUGCUUGCUGAAGCAUAAUCUAUUCUGCAACCCUGCCAAAUGCUACUUCUUUGUCACAGAAGUCACCUACAUUGGUCUUGUGAUUACUCCUGAUGGCAUCUCCAUGGAGAAAGACAAGGUGCAAGCAAUCAUGGACUGGCCUGAACCCCAUAAUGUGAAACAGAAGGAGCAACCAUGGAUCUGGCUAGAAGAACAGAAAGCAGCAUUUGAUGCCAUCAAGGCUGAGAUUUACAAGGAGCCUGUUCUAGCUCACCCUGAUGAAUCUAAACCUUACACCUUGGAAACAGACACCUCUGGAGCAGCCAUGGGUGCUGUACUAUCUCAGAGAAAGGAAGAUGGUUGUCUACAUCCUGUUGCAUUCAUGUCAGUCAGCUUUUCACCUGCUGAGCUGAACUAUGACAUGCAUGACAAGGAGCUACUUGCCAUCAUUUGUGCAUUUGAGCACUGGAGUAUCUUCCUGGAAGGAACUGAGCAGCCAAUCACUGUGUUUACUGACCACAAGAAUCUGGAGUACUGGAAAUCAGCUAGAACCUUCAACAGGCGUCAUGCGCACUGGCAUCUCAUGCUGGGGUCCUACAACUUUGUUAUUGCUUAUACACCUGGAAAACAGUUGCAGAAACCUGAUGCCCUGUCAAGACAACCUGAUCACAUGGACUUAGAACCAGCUCCACAAGUUAUGAUUCCAGAAUCUUAUUUUGAGGCAUUUUCAGCACACAUGGGCUCAUCCUUGCUGGAUCAAAUCAAGGAAGCUACUCAGGAAGACCCUAGUCUUGACACAAUCUUGCUAGCUGUAUCAGACCCUAAAUCCAUGCCCCACAGCAUUGCACAAAAGUUCAAGGACUAUACAAUUCAGAAGGGUCUACUUUUGUAUCAAGGAAGAAUAGUUGUGCCAGAUGAAUCUGAGAUUAAACAGCAGCUCUUAUCUCAUUUCCAUGAUUCCCCUGCUUCUGGUCACCAAGAAAGAGCACAAACUCUAGAGUUAAUCAGUUGUCACUACUACUGGCCAGCAAUGAAAUUCCAAGUCAAUGGCUAUGUGGAGUCCUGUGAAAUCUGCCAAAGAAGCAAGGGCCAUGUACACAACUAUGCUCUCAACCUGCUUUCUGUCCCUGCAGGUCCCUGGGAAGACAUCUCAUAUGAUUUCAUUGUCAAGUUCCCCAAGUGUAAGGGUUAUGACAGCAUCCUGGUGGUUGUAGAUUGCUUCUCAAAGAUGAUGCACCUGAUUCCCUGCAAAAAAACUGCUACUGCUGAGGAUGUAGCUCAGAUGUUCUUGGAGCAUAUUUGGAAGCUACAUGGGACUCCCAAGCGCACUGUGUCAGACAGAGGCACUACAUUCAACUCCAAGUUCCUCAAGGCACUCUACAAAUCUCUGCAAAUCACUCCUAGUUUUUCUACUGCUCAUCACCCACUGUCAGAGCCAACAACUACCACAAGGGACUGGUAUGCUCAGGCAAUACUCUUAAGUAAGCAAAGCAACAGGCAAUUGCCUUUUGAGAUUGUGUAUGGCCGUUCUCCUGUCAUUUCACCACUCCUGGAACCCACUGGAUUGCCUAUUGCUGAUGACAGAGCCAAGCAACUGGCUGAGACUAUUCAGGAAAUACAGGCAUCAAUCAAAUGGGCUCAGGAGUGCUACAAACAGGCAGACACAGGGAAACCACCUCCUGAGUUUCAACCAGGAGAUAAAGUUUGGCUUCUGGCUUCCAAUAUCACUUUGCAGUGCCCCAACAAAAAGCUAGACCAUAAGCAGUAUGGCCUCUUCCCUGUCAUAGAAAGAGUGGGCUCUCAUGCCUAUUGCCUGGCUCUCCCUGAGACCAUGAAGAUCCAUGAUGUGUUCCAUGUGCCGUCAACAAGCACUGCCUUGGAUACCCUUCAGCCCACUGCUCAACACCCUCUUACCUCUCCUAAUCACUCCAUCGACCUCAGCAACAGUACUAAUGCUGCCAGGUUGCCCGACUCAACAACUUUGUUGCCAAGAACCCAUCAAGACGCUCGCAAACGUGGUCUGAUGACCAAGUACUCCAAAGCUACCCCUUCCACUUCCUCAUCAGCUCAGCCCUGGUCGACAACGCCCCCUAGACCAAAGCACCAAUCGCGCUACUCAUCAGACAUGAAUGACAAUUGUAUACACUUAGAUGCUGCUCUUAGGAUGUACUUAGAUACAAAUAAUAAUCAUGCAAACAACACUGAGACUACGUCUAACUCAAGCCAACGCUCCCAACAGAGCUCUCAAUGCCGGAGCAUUAGUAACGAACGCUCCCAGCACGAGAACAACAGCCUCAUGGUCUUGGAUACGCACAACGUGGUAGUGGUUAACAAGGAUAUAUUUUGUCGAGCACAUGAUGGUAGCAUACAUACCUCUAAGGAACGGUACAGAGAGCGCGACGCACCUUUCGACCCAAGCCAUUGUUGCAAGGAAGCUGUCUCAUCGUCUACAUCAACUCAUGAGGCCCGCACGGCUACGGCGCAGCAUGAAUGUGUUGAAAACUAUAUGGACAACCGUCACAAACGUUCAUAUCAACAAUUAAGCUCUAAACAAUCAUUGCCAAAAGAUAUUUACUCACCGUCAACUGAGAGAACAUUGCCGUGCAUCCCACGCGACCCACCGUAUACUGCAGGUGACCCAUUGCACGCCCUAAGCAAUCCGCCGUGCAGCCUGAUCAACCACAACAGUGAGGAUCCAGUUGAUCCUUUGAAUCAUAGCAUCAGCUAUGAUACAAUGCGGGAUAACUACCUGGUCAACAACACGGACAACGGCUGCAAAGCCUCAGGCAGUCAACUAAGCUUUGAACCUGAUACAGAGUCUAAGUACUUACCCGCAACAGCAACGGUUAGCUCCCAAUGCUUGCCAGACCAAGCUAUAUCAUACAACCGCCGCUACAAAUCAGUUGCAGAGAGUUUGGAUUUAAGCAAGUACGCACCAACAGUUGCAGUACAGCUAGACAAAUGGCUGGUACAGCCUAGAACAUGGCAGCACAAGGAGACUACUAGCUCCUGA